Pistacia vera is the source of this 3467-nucleotide messenger RNA. RefSeq names its product importin-9. Gene Ontology annotation, molecular function: small GTPase binding. The transcript has 33 exons. NCBI's taxonomy places the organism in Eukaryota, Viridiplantae, Streptophyta, Magnoliopsida, Sapindales, Anacardiaceae. The coding region runs from base 147 to 3227 and encodes 1026 amino acids. The record is from RefSeq and is a predicted model, not a curated record. Gene Ontology annotation, biological process: protein import into nucleus. Gene Ontology annotation, cellular component: cytosol; nuclear envelope.
UAACCAAGUCCCAAACAGUCCGCUUUCUUUCCAAUUGUAACGCAAAAUUCGCUUCAUUAGAGCGGGAAACAAAAGAAAACAAAGUCAAUCCAACAAUAAUAAUACAAGAACGAGACUGAAAAUCCAGACCUAGUUUUUUAUUGGCAAUGUCGACUACUGUUGAUCAAGAUCAGCAGUGGCUGCUCAAAUGCUUGUCUGCUACUCUUGAUCCUAACCAAGAGGUUCGAUCCUUCGCUGAAGCUUCGCUUAAUCAAGCCUCUCUUCAACCAGGUUUCGGAGCAGCAUUAUCUAAGGUUGCUGCAAACAGGGAGCUUCCAUACGGAUUGCGCCAGCUAGCUGCUGUUCUUCUAAAGCAUUUCAUUAAGAAACACUGGCAGGAGGAUGACGAGUCGUUUGAACAUCCUGUUGUUUCAAGUGAAGAAAAGGAAGUUAUUCGCAGACUUCUCUUAUCAUCAUUGGAUGACUCUCAUAGAAAAAUCUGCACUGCAAUUAGUAUGGCUGUUGCAUCGGUUGCAAUUUAUGACUGGCCAGAGGAUUGGCCAGACUUACUGCCAAUCCUCCUGAAGUUAAUUACUGAUCAAACAAACAUGAACGGAGUGCAUGGAGCUCUAAGGUGUUUGGCUCUCCUCUCUGGGGACCUAGAUGAUACUAUGGUGCCAAAGCUGGUACCAGUUUUGUUCCCAUCCUUGCAUACAAUUGUAUCUUCUCCUCAGACCUAUGACAAAUAUUUGCGUACUAAGGCCCUUUCAAUUGUUUAUUCUUGCACCUCCAUGCUGGGGGUGAUGAGUGGUGUAUAUAAGUUAGAAAUGCAUGCAUUGAUGGUACCAAUGCUUAAACUAUGGAUGGAUCAGUUCUCUGGUAUCCUAGAACAUCCAGUACAACCUGAAGAUCCUGAUGACUGGGGGAUCAAAAUAGAGGUUUUAAGGUGCUUGAAUCAGUUUGUUCAGAAUUUCCCUACCCUUACAGAGAAUGAAUUUAUGGUGGUUAUGGGACCACUAUGGCAAACAUUUGUGUCAUCUCUAAGAGUGUACAUAAGAUCAUCAAUUGAAGGUACAGAAGACCCCUAUGCUGGAAGAUAUGACUCUGAUGGUGCGGAGAAAAGCAUUGAUUCCUUUGUUAUCCAGCUGUUUGAGUUUCUGUUAACCAUUGUGGGUAGUGCAAAGCUGGUAAAGGUUGUUGUGAGCAACGUCAGAGAAUUGGUAUAUCACGCAAUUGCUUUUCUGCAAAUGACAGAACAACAGGUUCAUACGUGGUCAAUGGAUGCCAACCAAUUUGUAGCUGAUGAGGAUGAUUCUACUUACAGCUGUCGUGUUUCUGGUACCCUUUUGCUAGAAGAGGUGGUAACUUCUUGUGGUAGAGAUGGAAUUGAUGCCAUUGUAGAUGCAGCUAGUAAACGAUUUGAUGAGUCACAACAAGAAAAAGCUGCUGGGUCUGUUGUUUGGUGGAGAAUGAGGGAAGCUACUCUGUUUGCUUUGGCUUCUUUGUCAGAACAGUUGCUUGAGGCAGAGGCUUCAGGACUUGUCAGAGUUAGCUUAGGGAAAUUUCUAGAGCAAAUGAUAACUGAAGACAUUGGAACUGGGGUGCACCAAUAUCCCUUUCUUUAUGCUCGUAUUUUUGCAUCAGUUGCCAAGUUCUCCUCUGUGAUUGGCUCUGGAGUUCUUGAGCACUUUCUGUAUGCUGCUAUCACUACAAUUGGCAUGGAUGUUCCCCCACCUGUGAAAGUAGGUGCCUGCCAGGCACUUUCCCAGCUCCUACCUGAAGCAAAUAAAGGAAUCAUUGAGCCUCAAAUGAUGGGUUUAUUUUCAUCACUUACUGAUCUUCUUCAUCAGGCAUCUGAUGAAACAUUGCACCUGAUACUUGAAACGUUGCAAGCAGUGAUUAAGGCUGGCUUCUUGACGGCAUCGAUGGAACCUUUUCUCUCUCCUGUAAUCCUAAAUACGUGGGCCUUGCACGUUUCAGAUCCUUUUAUCAGUAUUGAUGUAAUUGAGGUUCUGGAGGCAAUAAAGUGUUCUCCGGGUUGUAUUCAUCCACUUGCUUCCCGAAUUUUGCCAUAUAUUGGACCGAUAUUAAAUAAACCUCAACAGCAGCCUGAUGGAUUAGUAGCUGGAUCAUUGGACCUGUUGACUAUGCUAUUAAAGAAUGCUCCUUCCGAUGUUAUCAAAGCAGCAUAUGAUGUUUGUUUUGAUGCUGUUAUCCAGAUAAUCCUUAAAAGCGAAGAUCAUAGUGAAAUGCAGAAUGCAACAGAAUGUUUGGCAUCUUUUAUAUCUGGCGCAAGACAAGAGGUCCUUGCUUGGGGUGGCAAUUCUGGAUUUACAAUGAGAAGUUUACUUGAUGCUGCUUCAAGGCUACUUGAUCCUGAUAUGGAAAGCUCCGGAUCACUAUUUGUUGGGACCUAUAUACUGCAACUCAUUUUGCAUCUUCCAUCACAAAUGGCACAGCAUAUCCAGGACCUAGUUGUUGCUCUUGUUAUACGCUUGCGUUCUGCUCAAAUUGCGGGAUUGAGAAACUCAUUGCUUCUUAUUUUUGCUAGAUUGGUCCAUAUAAGUGCUCCAAAUGUUGAACAGUUUGUCAAUUUGCUGAUCUCUAUCCCUGCUGAAGGCUAUGAUAAUUCAUUUGCUUAUGUAAUGUCAGAAUGGACUAAACAGCAUGGGGAGAUUCUAGGCGCCUAUGCGAUUAAAAUCACUACCACUGCUUUAGCCUUGUUGCUAUCCACAAGGCAUCCUGAAUUGGCAAAAAUUAAUGUCCAAGGUCAUUUGAUCAAGUCUGACACAGGAAUAAUCACUCGCUCAAAAGCUAAAUUAGCUCCUGAUCAGUGGACUGUGUUGCCACUUCCUGCAAAGAUAUUUGCUUUACUGGCAGAUGCAUUGAUUGAAAUCCAAGAACAAGUUUUAGGUGAUGAUGAUGAGCAGGAUAGCUGGGAGGAGGUUCAUGAGGAGGAUGUGGAAUCUGACAAGGAUUUGUUGUAUUCAUCUGGUGCUACAACAUUGGGCAGACCUACAUAUGAACAUCUUGAAGCAAUGGCUAAAGUGUAUAAUGAGAAUCAGGAUGAUGAGUAUGAAGAUGACACACUAAGUGCCACUGAUCCUCUCAAUGAGAUCAAUUUGGCAAAUUAUCUUGCCGACUUCUUCAGGAAAUUCUCUCAAACCGACAGACAGCUGUUUGAUAAUCUUUUCCAGUUUCUGACGCCAGCUCAGCAAAAUGCUAUUAAGGUGGUCACGAGCUGCUGAGGUUUGGAUUUUGCAUAUCAUGUUUUGAUGGUGGGUGUUGAUUUGGGUAAGUGUGGAUUAUUUAUGUUUGAUUGAUUGGUUAUUAGAACGAAAUAUUGUGUGCUUAUCAGGUCUCCGAUGAGUGUGUAUAGUUUAGUUUUUGUCUGUAUCAAUAUGCUGAGGGCAUGUACCUGAAUAUUCCUAAAAAGUGAUUUUUUAAAUUAUAAAUGAGAAGUGCACUAAUUCAUUGGCUUUUUCCUU